AUGGGAAUUGUAUUUAGUACACUAAAAGCUUGCUAUAGCAUCUAUUGUGAUAGAAUGAGGGAACCAAUGAUCAAGCUGAUAGAUCCGAUCUUCCACCACCACAAAAUUAAAAUAUAUGGCAUGGAUCUAAGAAAUACAGAACUGUCACUGGAAGAAAGAGCCAAGGCUGCAUUAUAUGUAGGCCUGCUAGCUUACACAGGUGGUGUUGGUGCUGGAAGUCUUGCUUUACAAUAUAUUCAGGACAUGAUUGAUAUUUUGAUUAUGCCAGAUACAUCCACAAAAGUCAGAAUCUCCGUAUUAAAAGGAUUAUGUAGUGUAUGCUACAUUAACCCCAUAAACCAAAAUGAAGCCAAAGCUCACCACCUUCCUGAAAUUAUGCUUUCCUAUCUUGAAGAAGAUGAAGAUUCUGCAGAAGCUGACUCAGAUCUAGUUCUUGUGAAGUUCUGGGUUUGUUAUCUUAUGACUGUUGUCUGCUGUAAUAAUAUGUCUUAUAUUAAAUUAUUUCAUGAAAUUGGUGGCCAAACAUUAGAGAAAAGGUUGGAAUACCUAUCUAAUAUGGAAUGGUUUGGCUGGCCCCAAAACUAUGCUACCUUAAUGUACAUGCUUAUGGGAUAUCCAGGCAUGGAAGUAUACAAAUAG
Molecule: messenger RNA, 639 nt
Organism: Protobothrops mucrosquamatus (brown spotted pit viper)
Lineage: Eukaryota; Metazoa; Chordata; Lepidosauria; Squamata; Viperidae
Gene: ARMH2
Product: armadillo like helical domain containing 2
Exons: 2
Coding region: 1-639 (212 amino acids)
Source: RefSeq, a predicted model, not a curated record